This is a messenger RNA of Penicillium atrosanguineum, 1317 nucleotides long. RefSeq lists its product as uncharacterized. NCBI's taxonomy places the organism in Eukaryota, Fungi, Ascomycota, Eurotiomycetes, Eurotiales, Aspergillaceae. The transcript is spliced from 5 exons. The record is from RefSeq and is a predicted model, not a curated record. Bases 1 to 1317 code for a protein of 438 amino acids. Gene Ontology annotation, biological process: carbohydrate metabolic process. Gene Ontology annotation, molecular function: polygalacturonase activity.
AUGAAAUUCCUUACCAUCGGCGCGCUUCUUAUUGGCACGGUGAGUGGCCUGGCAGCAGACCAUAUCAUCCAAGGAGCACGAAUCAUUCCAGCAAAGGAUACAUCCGCUUUGCAAAGAAUAGGAGCUCACCACCAGAAGUACCCUGAUCGGCGGACCGUGACUAUCCGUCCAUCGAAGAAUGACGCCGAUGAUGUGUCUACGGACUUCCUCUGGGGCAUCAAACAGGCCAACCAUGGUGGAAGACUGUUGCUGCAAAAAGGACAGACUUAUGUUAUCGGUAAAAAGCUCGACUUGAGCUUCUUGCACAACAUUGAGGUGCAGUUGGAAGGUGAAAUCAAGUUCACCGAUGAUGUGAAGUAUUGGCAAGCGAACCACUUUUAUUACGAUUUCCAGAAGUCGAUCACGUUCUGGGUAUGGGGUGGUCAGGAUAUCAAGAUCUUUGGAAAGGGCACCCUCAAUGGGAAUGGUCAGCAGUGGUAUAAUGAUUUUGCCGGACAGGAAAUCCUGGACCCUGACAACACAUUCUACCGGCCCAUCUUGUUCCUCACGGAUAAUGCGACACGGGUCAGCGUCGAAGGCAUCACGCAGCUGAACUCGCCCUGCUGGACUAACUUCUUUGUGCGCACCAACGACAUCUCCUUUGACAAUGUGUUUAUCAACGCCUACUCUACCAACGCAUCUGCCCUGCCAAAGAACACCGACGGGUUCGAUUCGCUGAACGUAAACGGUCUCACCGUGACCAACACUCGGGUGGACAUCGGUGACGACUGUUUUUCACCGAAGCCCAACACGACCAACAUCUUUGUACAGAACCUGUGGUGUAACAACACCCACGGAGUGAGCAUGGGCAGCAUCGGACAGUACUCUGGCGUCAAAGACAUUAUCGAGAAUGCGUACAUCGAGAAUGUGACACUUCUGAAUGGACAAAACGGAGCCCGCCUGAAGGCGUGGGCAGGCCAAGACGUCGGGUACGGGCGUAUCAACAACAUCACCUAUCGCAAUAUUCGUAUCGAGAAUACCGACAACCCGGUUGUGCUGGACCAGUGCUACUUCGAUGUGAAUGCGACCGAGUGCGCUCUAUACCCCUCCCAAGUUAACGUGACGAAUAUUGUGUUUGACAAUAUUUACGGCACUUCGUCUGGAGCGGAGGGCAAAGUGGUGGUAGAUCUGACUUGCUCGCCUAACGCAGUGUGCUCAGAUGUUCACCUAUCACAAAUUAACAUUACUAGCCCGGCGGGAAGCCCGGCCGAGAUUAUCUGUGAUGGGAUUCAUGGGGAUAUCGGGGUGAGCUGCCAAUCGAGCUCUAGCUCGAGCUGA